This is a messenger RNA of Rotaria sp. Silwood1, 891 nucleotides long. NCBI's taxonomy places the organism in Eukaryota, Metazoa, Rotifera, Eurotatoria, Philodinida, Philodinidae. The record is from the annotation of a GenBank genome assembly.
AUGGGUAGACUAAAUGAGAUAUUACUAAUAUUUCUGCAUAUUCAAAUUAUAUUUUGGUGUUGGAUACCGUCUACGAUAUCGAUAAAAAUUAGUCCUUGCGCAAAAUGGAAUAGAACAAGUGAAAUAGUGGCUGGUCUCGGUGGAAGGGGUAACAAUCCUGAUCAACUUCUUGAUCCUGAAGGAAUUUUUAUUCAUAGACAAAGCAACACAUUAUAUGUAUCUGAUACUGGUAAUAGCCGUAUUCAAGCGUUUAAGCUUAAUCAACUAUCGAACAUGGGUACCACCGUCAUAUUUAAUGUCACAUAUCCUACAAAGAUCUAUGUUGAUGAUGAGAACGAUGGGCGAACCAUUUAUGUCUCUCUUCGAAAUGAAGGUCGUGUCAAAAAAUGGGUUCAAGGUGCAUCAGACGGUGUGCAAGUCGGAGGCGAAUGUUCGAUGUGUGAAAGCGUAUGGGUCGACAAAGAGAAAAAUGUUUAUAUGACAUCAGUGAUGAAAAGUUGUGUGUAUAAGUGGUCACCACAAACAAAUAUUAUAACAGUCGUUGCCGGUAGAGAAAUGUGGCAAGGAUCUAGCAGUGAUUCUCUCAAUUCUCCUGAAGGCAUUUAUGUUGAUGAUACCAGUGGUACUGUGUAUGUGGCCGAUUAUGCAAAUCAUCGCAUUCAGAAAUGGUUAAUAAAUGCUCUUAAUGGUACCACUGUAGCUGGACUUAGCACGGGCAAUCAAGGCAGUGAUGCUGAAUCGUUAUCGUAUCCGACUGCUGUAUGGGUCGACGAUGAAACUCAAGUUGUGUAUGUGGCAGAUUCAGACAAUAAUCGAAUUCAACGUUGGUUAUCAAAUGCACUGUUAGGUGAUACCGUUGUUGGUGGAGCAGGUAUGAACGUAGAAUUUUGA